UGUUUGCAGCUGCAGUCUGGUUUCAAUCAACAUACAACUAAAUUCUCAACUAAACUCUGGCGAGUAGCCUACGGACGAUUAGUAGCAAAAUGUUUACCACACUUAUAUUGAUAUUUUGCUGCAUCAUUUUGUAUUUUGUAUAUGACAAAUGGUGCAGGACAUACUUCCAGAGGUUGGGCAUCCCUGGUCCUCCUUCAAUCCCUGUCUUAGGAAACUUUACUGAGUGGUUUGUUGUGUUUCACGAUAGAUUUGCUGAAUAUUUCCAGAAAUAUGGCAAGAUCGUUGGAGUCUACAAUUUCCGGAAACCCACGCUGCUGGUCUCAGAUCCAGAUGUAGUGAGAAAAAUCCUGGUGAAAGACUUUGAUCAUUUUGUGAAUAGACAGGAAGCUGCUAUAAAGACGGACCUCUUAGCGGGUGGUAUGUUGGCUGCUAAGGAUGAGAGAUGGAGAAAGCUUCGAAGUCUCCUUUCUCCAUCCUUCACCAGUGUCAAGCUUAAAAGUAUGGUUCCAUUGAUGAGAGAAUGUGCUGAAGUUCUUGUUGAUAUCUUUACCAAGCGUGAAGAAGAGGGAAAAACUAUCGAAUGCAAAGAACUGUAUGGUCCUUAUGCCAUGGAUGUGAUAGGGUCGUGUGCCUUCGGUCUACGUGUCAACUCUCAAACCAAUCAAGAUGAGCCUUUCAUUAAAUAUGCCAAGCGAAUUUUCAACUUUAAUGUGACUAACCCAGCCUUUCUCAUUUCCAUGUUAUUUCCCUGGACUGCACCCAUUUUUAACUUUUUCAAGUUGGGGUCGGUGCCCAAGGAUAUAGAGCAGUUCUUCCUGGGAGUGUUUGAGAAGGCAAUAGCUGACAGACAAGCCAAUGGGGAUACCGGGAAAUCCGAUUUCCUUGAGCUGAUGAUGUCUGCUCAUAAGGAAGAUGACGAUGUGAAUAUAAUGAAUGAUGCUGAGGAUGAUAUUGCAGACUUGGCUCAGGAGACCAGCUGGAAACCAAAACAGAAGACUGCUCUCAAUAGGCAGGAGAUUAUUGGCAAUUCAAUAACCUUCUUGUUGGCUGGCUAUGAGACCUCCAGCACAGCUUUAGGGUUUGUCUCUUAUCUCUUAGCAACCAACCAACAUGUCCAGGAUCUUCUGGUGGCAGAGGUCAAGGAAAUGGCGCCCUCUCAGAGCGAUGUCACUUUUGAGACGGUAACGAAGAUGGAGUAUCUGAAUAUGGUUAUCAUGGAAGCCAUGAGGAUUUAUCCUCCUGGAGAAGUUCUAGAGCGUGUUUGCAACAAAGAAAUCACCUACAAUAAUAUCACCAUCAAGAAAGGACAAUAUAUCUUUAUUCCAAUAUGGAACCUUCAACAUGAUUCUGACCUUUGGCCUGACCCAGAGACCUUUGACCCUGAAAGGUUCAGCAAGGAUCGUCGAGGGAACAACCACCCGUGUGGAUGGCUGCCAUUCGGUAUUGGCCCACAUACCUGUAUUGGUGUCAGAUUCGCCAUGUUGGAGAUCAAAGUGGCUAUGGUCUGCAUCCUACAGAAGUUCCGUUUCGAUACUUGCCCUGAGACAGAGAUUCCUCCCAAGCUUGGUAAUCUUAGUUUCCUCACCCCUCCCAAUGGAAUCACCCUCCGCAUCACUCCUCACUCUCGCUACAACCUACGAAGCCGCUGAGCCGGUAUGUGGUAACGAUCAAAGCUCUCUACCUGAAAUAGUGUGAAUGUAGUCAUAACCUUGACCAACAUUAUUAAGAAUGUAUAUAUACUACAUUAGAACAAAGUAUUAUUGUCAUAGUAAAUUCCUUGGGACCAUUAGGAAAUUCUUUUGUUAUAUUGAAAUAUGUUAUAUCAGGGUUAAAAACAAUAGUAUUCAAAGAAGUGGGACAGGCAAAAUUGCCUUGUUGUAACUGGGGUUUGUUAUUUUACCAGUGUUCUUUAAAAUGAGUAUUCUACUCUAGUGCAUUAUAGGUACUUGGUAGGGUAUUGUGCAUUGUACAAAGUAGUCAGGACUUUUAAAGACCAAAUUUAGAAUUUUUUUGUCAUAUACGUUAAGGAGUGAUUUCAUAGACAGAAACGCAUUUGUGUUUUUAUAACUAGCUUCUACUGUAGUAUGGAUACUCUGCAGAAUAUUUCAGUAAAACAAAGUAGUCCAGGAUCUUUUUUUCAAAGACAAAAUCAGGAUACUUUUUGUCAUAUUAUUUAGGAAUCAUUUCAUAGCUAGAAACACAUGUUUAUGAAUUGUGAGAUAUGUUUAUGAUAUUCGAGUAGCUGAAUCAAUGCCCUAAUCAUUCCUGUAGUUUCAUCAAAUAUGAUUAUGUGUUUGCUACAGUCUGAGCCUCAUUUGGAAUCAGUCUGUUUUUAAUGUUCAGUGGCAUACAUGUAUGUUUUCCUUUUGUAAUGUUUGGUAGCUAUAUAUCAAACUUGUGCCUGAAAUAAUGAGAUCGUUGUCAUAGACUUGACCAAAUUUAAAAAGACAACACUGAUACAUGAUUUUAUCAGACUCGAUGUAAAAUGGUAGAAAUCAAUUUUAUAUGAUCCUGGAACUUUCUUUAACCACCCAAGUUAUUGAAAAGUUGCAUUUUCCCAUCCUUUAUUAUGCUUUGAAACAAUCAAUAUGUGACUUAAGUUAAAACUUGCCUCUUGUGCCAUCAUUGUACAGCACACUCAUACUCAAUCUCUAGAUAUAUUUUUGGUUAUUCAGGUAUGAUCCCCUAUCCCUUAUAAUUAUGUUAAUUACUUUAUUUUUUAUCCAAAUGAUUUUUGUAACUUUGUAAUCCUCAAAUCCAAAGGUGGAAACUUGUGAAUUAUUGUUGAGUGUUCAUUCUUUGACUUGAAUAAUGAGGAAUGUAUUAGAAGCAUACAUUGUCUUUCAAAUCUCUAAGUUUUGUAAUGAUAGAUACAUGUUUUCUUGUGUUGUCUCACGGUACUGAGCUCAAUUUUUUCAAUACAAACACCAUCACUUCCACGUCUAUAUUCUUUCUUUUUCUUCAUUUCAUUUAAUCUAUGUUCUUAUUACUCUCUAAUCAAAAUUUGCUCUUUAUAUCUGUUCAAGAAAUAAUGUCUUUCUUCUGGAUUGAAAGUUUUCUCUAUUGAAGUGAAAUAUUCUUAUUAUACAAUGUCAAAUGCUACGUAUUGAUAAUCUGAAAUAUAUAUUAUAAUGAGAUAUGAUACUGUUAGUCGAUGUGUAAUGAUUUUUUUUUUUUUUAAGUAUAGAAAGUCAAUGAGAAAAUAAAUUAGAGAAGACAUUCAAAA
Strongylocentrotus purpuratus (purple sea urchin) is the source of this 3226-nucleotide messenger RNA. RefSeq names its product cytochrome P450 3A9. Gene Ontology annotation, molecular function: steroid hydroxylase activity; oxidoreductase activity, acting on paired donors, with incorporation or reduction of molecular oxygen; iron ion binding. The transcript has 13 exons. NCBI's taxonomy places the organism in Eukaryota, Metazoa, Echinodermata, Echinoidea, Camarodonta, Strongylocentrotidae. The record is from RefSeq and is a predicted model, not a curated record. The coding region runs from base 90 to 1649 and encodes 519 amino acids.